AUGCAACGUGGAAGUGGCGUAGAAGAACCUGGAGGCGGCUGGGCUGGGCUGCUGACGAGACUUAAGUCGUUUUCCCAGGCAAGACCCCUGCAUGGUCUGGCAUUCAUUGAAUGUUUUUUGCAGCUUACGCGUCCCUCCGCUCCGGGCAGUGUCGCGUUGGCCCUCCACCUGGUCGCAGCAGAAGCAGGUCUGUCCCCUGAUGGCACUGUACACGACCUUGGAGGAGGCAACUUCUCGUCUGCCAUCACAAGGUCUGGUGGCCUGAGCUUCGUUGAGUUCUACGCUCCGUGGUGUGGCCACUGCAAGAAGCUAGUCCCAGAAUGGGAAAGGACAGCAGAGCUGUGCAAGGACGAUGGAAUCUUGGUGGCCAAGGUCGACUCCAUUGCUGAGAAAGCUCUGGCGCAACAGCACGAGGUGCAGUCAUUCCCAACUCUCAGACUCUUCCGAGGCAGCCCGAAGGUUUCCGUCAAGUACGAAGGUCCUCGCACUGCUGCCAAAAUGGCAGAGUGGGUCAAGGUCAAACAGAACGAAGACCUGGUCCAACGACUGCCCGCAUCUUCGGAGGAAAUCGCAGCUUGGGCCUCCCAGAAGCCUGUCGCAGUGCUUGGGCUCCUGGAGGGUGUGGUCGAGAGCAGCGUCUUGCUUCAAGUUUUGGAGGACGCAUCGUUCGCCUUGAACCCUUCAGCCGCAGGAGGCUUCGUGCCCAUCGGCCUCGUGGAGUCGACAAGCUCUGCUCUCCUGGAGACCCUAGGCCUAGGCUCGACAGCUUCCGGGCCGAGGCCGACGCUGCCCUGCGUCGCUCUGCUGCGUAGCUUCGACUUCGAAGAGAAGGUGUUGGUUUUCACUCCGCAGGGCAGUUGGCCCAACAGCUUCGAGGCUUUGAUGUCGUGGAUAGCUGCGAAGCGCGUGCCGGCGCUAAUCCCCGGAUCGGAGCAGACGGAGAAGUUCUUCUUGCAGGACAUCGAUCCCGGAAAUGGCUUAGUGCUUUACUUCGGUGAAGACGAGCAGCUCCGCCGCGAUCUUCACGAACUGGCUGUGUCGUUCCGCAGUGACACGAAGCUGAAGUGGGUGCACCUCAAGAAGAGCCAGUUCGGUGAGAGCUUAGGCAAGAACGUUGGAUUGACCCCUGCCGACUUUCCAGAGGUGGCGAUCUGGGAGUUUGGCGAGACAGAGGAUGCCGACAAGGUGUAUCGGCUGUCCCAGCAAUCCUCUGGUGCAGCAUUGACGCGAAAGGCAGUUCAGGCCUUUGUUGAUGACUGGCGGCAGGGGAAGCUCUCGGCAGAGAAGGACCCAGUGGUUUCGGUCACGAGUGACACGUUCGACAGCCUCGUCAUCGACAAUGACAAGGAUGUGCUGGUCGAGUUCUACGCUCCUUGGUGCGGCCACUGCAAGGCUCUGGCUCCAGAAUACAAACUGGUUGCCCAGCACUAUGAGCAGGACGACGGCAUUUCGAUAGUGAAGAUGGAUGCGACGAAGUACAAACAUAGCUCCGCAGACAUUAAGAGCUACCCGACCCUGAAGCUUUAUGCUAAGGGCAAGAAAGACACUCCAAUCGACGGGGAGUUCAAGUCAACCCGGACCAAGGAUGGAAUCAUGGCAUUCAUCGAAGAGCACCGUGCCACGAAGAAGAAGGGAGGCAAGGGAGCAAAGCAAAAAGACACAGACAAUGAGCCGAAGCAGUCUGGGGCACCAGUUCCGGCGACCCAGGUGCCUUUGCCAGCGGAUGACUCUUUCGUGGAGCACACAGAGUACUGCAGCUGGCUGCGGGGGCGGCUGCCGAAUUGGCAGAGUUGGAAGGAACUGGAGGACCAUGAAGAGACAGUCGACAAGGGCAUUCAGACGACCAUGUUCGGCCAAUGCUUCGAUGCUGGCUCUCUUGCUGGGCUUCUUAUAGCCGUCUACGCCGCAAGCGUGGCGGCUGGGGUGGUCCUUUACUACGGAAGACCGGAGUUGUUGGAUGGAGAGAUGGAUUCACAUGGCCAGAUCUGUGGCAUCGGCAAUGUUCACCGCCCGAUGCUGUACUGGCCAGCUCCGGGCGAGGCCAGGCUUGCGACUUGCGUCGAUGAGUGCCCUGCGGAGGUGGACGUAGUGAACUCGAGGUCUGUGAGCGUUGCAAAUAUGGAGCCUGUCACCAUUCAGUGGUUGUUGGAAAACGGGACCAACCUUACACAAGAGAAGGUGGCGCUUGAGAAGAGGCAGAUGCUUGGAAGGAAUUCCUACCCAGUAUACGAGACACUGCCUUGCCUGGGGCGGUUCUGCCUUCCGGACGUGAAGGCACCUGGCAUCUUCGCGUCGUUGCUGUGGGCUGCUGGUGAGCAGGGGGCCGUUGUGCCUGGGGCAUCCGUCCUGAUGGUCUACGCACGGCGAUUGCUGGGAAUCCUGCGUCAGGGGCCUCCGUGGAAGGAAUGGCUGGUCUCGCAUUCUUGGACAUUGUCCGGUUUUGUCUGUGCAGCAGCCGUGAGCGUAUUCGCCCUCGGCGGGCUGUCGCAAGCAGUGCAAGCAGCUUGCCCCCGAUGUGCUGCCUUUGGGACCACGACGAUUACAGGCACCUUGGCAGCUGGGGCCGGCAAGAUGGUAUGGGACACCUUGCGCAAAGUUGACACAGCAGCAGCGAGCGAUGCUGCGAUCGGGUUGGAGCAGGGGAGUUUGGCUCCCGGAGGUUUGUUACUUGUGAGUGCAGCCCUCGUGGCGCUGGCAGCACUCGCAGCCAUCGCAGUCACCUGCACCCGCAAGAGGCUGACGAGAGGCGCAGCAGCGAUAUCAGCCUCGCUCCUGGCCGUGCCACGCAGGCUUCUCCAGGAGCUUCUGAUGGCCACCUUGCUAUUGGCAGUAACCCAAGUCGCCAGUCUCUUUGCUUGCGCAGCUCUAGUGCAGCGUGCUGCAUCAGUAGUAGUUCCUGAUUCGCGGAUUUCCGGAGUCGCCGGGUCUUCGGAACCCUGGCCUUUGCCAGCGGAAAACGCCAGUGUCCUGCUCGGAUCCGAUCUGCUUGGUGAGGCCUGGCCGCCAGGACCUGUGAUCUCCGACGCUCAGCCUUUCGCUUUCUCAGAUGGCGUUUGCUUCUCCCUUCUGCUGGUGGUGAUACUGAUCUGCUGCUGGUGGCUUCAGCUGACGGAGGCAGUCUUUCGUGGCAAGGUAGCGCUCACAGUCGCUUUCUGGUACUUUUCAUUGGAUCCAGAGGAUGUGGCUCAGCCAUUGGCAUCCCCGCCAGCGAUAGCCUGGGUGCUCACGCGGCGUCACGUGGGGUCUCUGGCCAAGCGUGCCUGCUUUUCCUCCGCCUGCCUCGCCUCGCUCGGCUCCCUCUUGUACUCGCCGUGGCGAGCAGAGGAGGCCUUGGAGGCUUUGGAGGCGCGAGGCUGUGAGCGGUGCUGGACUUCCUGGGCUUCCUGGGCAGAAGCCUGCUCGGGACAGCCGGCAGUGUUUCUAUCUGUUUUUCCAGGCAACGAUUUCUUAGAGUCCGUCAGUAUCAUAGCUGCGUCCGUGCCUUUUGCCUUGGAGACCUUACGUGGCAGUCUCGGGGCUUCGUCGCUUCCGUGUUUCUUUUCCGGAGCCAGCAUACCAUUGCUGGUCGUGGCAGUCGUGAUGCUGGUGUCUCAGCUUUGGCAGGAGCCCGAAGAUGGGGAGCACCGGUCAACGGAGGACACAAUUGACGUGAUGUGGCUGCUGAUCCUGCUGAUUGCAGUGCUCCCUGCCGGUAUGGCCUGGUCAACUUUUUCUGGUGCCCUCACCGAAUCCUUGCUGACCUGCUGCAUGCUGGACGAUGCCUGGUUCCAAGCCUUCCGCAAACUGCCGGUCGAGCCUGCGCGUGCCUGGAGGCAUGAGCAUGUUCCUGAGAGUCCUGUGACGGUGGCUUCCUCCCAUGUGCUGUGGAGCAGCAGGAUGGUGCCUUUAAGGCUUCGCAUCCUGUUGACGGAAUCUGCCACAGACAUUUGA
Messenger RNA from Symbiodinium sp. CCMP2592, 3930 nucleotides. Lineage: Eukaryota; Dinophyceae; Suessiales; Symbiodiniaceae. The record is from the annotation of a GenBank genome assembly.